GGGGGAUAGACAGGCUACAAGUCACUAGACUUUAGAGAGAGUUACUGUUUGACACGCUGAGAUGGAACGCACCUGUCGUCUACUCUUGCUGUUGAGUACACUGGUAUACUGUCGCCUCGGACAAGGUGGAGCCUCUCUGAGUGUCAUUCCUGACAGAUCUCAGUUCUUUGAAUAUGAGUCUGUCUCUCUGAGCUGUGAGGUUCAGGGGAACUCGACUGGAUGGAGAGUGAUGAGGAACGCAGAGAGAGGAAACCUUUCAGAGUGUAGUACUGACUGGGGAAAACAACGGGGGUCUUCAUGCAACGUGUCACUAACACCAUCAGACAGUGGAGUGUACUGGUGUGAGUCUGGGUCUGGAGAACACAGCAAUGCUGUCAACAUCACAGUACAUGUUGGUGCUGUGAUCCUGGAAAGCCCUGCCCUUCCUGUGACUGAGGGAGAUUCUGUGACUCUGCGCUGCAGAUAUCAGGUAACUCCCUCUGACCUCACAGCUGUUUUCUACAAAGAUGGAUCCUUCAUCAGGGCUGAGUCUUCAGGAGAGAUGACCAUCCCUGCAGUAUCCAAGUCAGAUGAAGGACUCUACAAGUGUUCCAGCUCUAAAGGAGAAUCACCAGAGAGCUGGAUGACUGUGACAGGUCCAACUCCCAUUCCGUCUCCAGCAGUCCCAGUGUUGUCCAUGUCUCUACCCAGGCUGCUGUGUAGUCUACUGGUGGGGUCUCCUACCUGCUGGUGACCAUCAUACUGCUGGUGAAAGGCUGCAGGAGCAGGACUCAAGGUGAAACCAGGGUACCCAGGAAGACCCACCAAGACCAGUUAGGUGAUCGUGUUGAAGAAGAGUGAGGCUGAGAUCACCUGAUCACCAUAACAACCAUCAGAAUGGAACUCAUGGAAUUCUAAUAUAGAACUGUGAGUCACAAUGCUGUAUGUUGUUACAUUGUAGCUCCACCUGCUGGAACAAUAGUGGCAUUUGAUCUAAUGUGAUCUAUUAACUCAUACAUGUAUUAUUCUGAUUGGAAUGUGUUUUAAUAUAAUGUGUGUUGUAUUAUUCAUUCAGCAGCUGUCCAUUAACAUCAGUCAUAUACUGGUCAUAUACUGUGUAGCAUUAUGGUUGAUACAUUGUAAAUGCCUUCACUUCUCAUGUCUAUACAGAUCAACUGAUAGGUGUUGUGGUUCAGGCAUUAUUGUCACAGGUUCAGUAUAAUGUUAUACCGUUACAUGUUACAGAGAUAGAAACAUACAGGAGAGGAUAAUUCAAUUAUUACAAUUAUUUACUUUAUUUUCCUAUUUUGGUCUCCUUAUGUUAUUUUGUUUAAACAUAACUAAUGUAGUCCUUUAGUUUUAUUGUGUUUUUGUGGAAAACCAUUAUUUUUCUUUGAAUCAUCCUGGUAAGAUAUUGCUUUUGUCUUUGUAGCAUAUAGAAUUAAAUAAAUGAAUU
This is a messenger RNA of Oncorhynchus masou masou (cherry salmon), 1435 nucleotides long. Its product is annotated as Fc receptor-like protein 5. Gene Ontology annotation, cellular component: plasma membrane. The transcript has 7 exons. Gene Ontology annotation, molecular function: transmembrane signaling receptor activity. The coding region runs from base 62 to 733 and encodes 223 amino acids. Lineage: Eukaryota; Metazoa; Chordata; Actinopteri; Salmoniformes; Salmonidae. The record is from RefSeq and is a predicted model, not a curated record. Gene Ontology annotation, biological process: cell surface receptor signaling pathway.